Anopheles bellator is the source of this 2030-nucleotide messenger RNA. RefSeq lists its product as uncharacterized. The transcript has 3 exons. NCBI's taxonomy places the organism in Eukaryota, Metazoa, Arthropoda, Insecta, Diptera, Culicidae. The record is from RefSeq and is a predicted model, not a curated record. Gene Ontology annotation, molecular function: nucleic acid binding; zinc ion binding. Bases 18 to 2030 code for a protein of 670 amino acids.
UUUCGAGCCGCCUGGAGAUGGAGAAGAGUGCAACCGAACCGGUAGAGCCGAGCAAACCGCCAGAAAUAGAUCCGGAGCUUACGGCAUCGGCUGCGACGGCGGUGGAGCAGUGGCGUAACUAUCAGCAAGCGUACGCCGCGUAUCAGCAACAAUAUGCCGCCUACCAGCAAUACAUCCAGCAAACCCAGUUUGCCCAGACGGUCGAACAACAACAGACGGCGUACAGUCAGUAUUUGGAGCAGCACCGCCAGUAUCAGUUUCAGCUCAGCCAGUACGAGCAACACAAGCAGCUUCGUCAAAACGGUGGCCCUACGGGGAAUUAUGAACCAAACGCCUCCGGUUGGCCACAAGCCCCCGGCAUCCCGGCGCUUGUCGAUCCUGGCUCGAUGAUUGUUCAGCAGCCACUAGCACCGUUGGCCCAGCCCGGGCGGGAUGCCGCGAACGGUUUCCAACCCGGAACGGAUGGGAGGUUCCCGAAGGCAACGAAUCCCAGGCGUCAGUCACGCGAACCGAGAUCCAAAUUCAGAGGCCAAGAGAAAAAGUCGGAACUUCACACCAAAACAACCAUUUACGUGAAUCCCGAGGACGAAUCGUUGCUGCCGGAGGAUCUAAAGAAGCUGUUCAAGGAGCUACAGUGCGAUUUGUGCCGCACGCGGAUGAACUCUCACAUUUCCGCCAACAUCCACUACCAGUCGAAGUCGCACGAGAAGAAGAUUAACCAGUGGCUGAAGGAAUACUGCACUCAAACGGGCACUCCGAUGCCUGUUCGGACGCGACGACAGCUUGAGCUGGUGGCUGAUGCUAACGUCGUGGGCCGUUCCGUGCUACACUGCGAAGCGUGUGAUCUGCAGCUGACCUCGAUCCAGCACGCAAACCAGCAUUACACUGGACGGCGGCACUACAUGGUGGUAAAUGGCAAGAAGGUACCGUCGGGCAACGGGUACUACAAUGCCGAUGGCAAGUGGAUAAGAUCUGGAAAUUUAGCCGUGGAUAAGGUGUUCAUGCCGGAGGGGGCCGGGACUAAGCGGCCACAACAACAGCCAACGCAGGCCAACUCCACUUCUGCCGGCACAAGCGAGGUUAAACGCUUGCGGUUGGAACCGCCUCCGGAGCUACCGAAGGAACUGGUGGUAGCCAACAGUGGUUGGCCUGUAGAAGAAGGCACUAUCACUAUGACGGGUCAACAACCGUCGGGACUGCAACCGAUCGCUGGUGGCACCAUUGACCCGCCAGCGAUUCUAACGAUCACCGUCGACAGCGACGAGGAUGUGCCGGGUGUGAGCGGUGGUGUGGUAUCGACCGCAGCAGCAGUAGCAGCACCGUUGGUACCACCUCCAACCGUUGCAUCGGUUGCUCCCGUCGUGGGGUCAUUGCUGGAAAAGAAGCCGACCGCCACCACGCUGGAGCAGGAGAUUCGUAAAAAGGAGGGCCUCGAUUGCGUCGACGAAACCGGCACCUUCUGCUUGAUCUGCGAAACGUCUGUUACGUCCCGCUCGGAGAUGCUGAUGCACCUGAAGGGUGCCAAGCACAUCAAGAAGGCGCGCACGAUGGGUGUGGUGGUGCGGACAACACCGUUUAAUCCGUCCGACACGAUACUGAAGAGUGUCAGCAAACCGGUCCGCCAGACGGACUGGUCCCUAUACCGGAUGCCUUCCGGAAAGUUUUACUGCAAAACGUGCAACCUGAUCGUGGCUGACGAGAAGCUGUUCGGUCAGCACUGGUACGGCAAGAAGCACAAGUUGAAGAUGCGCCAGGAGCAGACGGCACAGAAGAAUGGCACUGUCGUUCCCGUACCGGUAAUGGCGAUCGGUACCAACGGGGACACUGCGACUUUACCGGAGAUGCCAACGGAAGCCGGCGCCAGUGUGGCUCCCGUUGAUGCUGCAGUGGCCACUGGUGCUGCGAAGAAUGCGCUCCCGUUCAAGCCACCGGCAGCGAAUGGGGGCAAGCGAGGCUGGAAACGGCCACAUUUCUUCGGUAAAAAAGGACAAAACUUCAACAACAAGUCUAAGAGACAGUUUCAAGUGUAA